Culicoides brevitarsis is the source of this 955-nucleotide messenger RNA. RefSeq lists its product as uncharacterized. Gene Ontology annotation, cellular component: extracellular matrix. The record is from RefSeq and is a predicted model, not a curated record. The coding region runs from base 1 to 846 and encodes 281 amino acids. The transcript is spliced from 3 exons. Lineage: Eukaryota; Metazoa; Arthropoda; Insecta; Diptera; Ceratopogonidae.
AUGUUAAUUUUGUUUCCUCGAGAGUCGUACAGAGAUUCCGUUGCAAAAUCCAUCCGAGAGAAUUUCAACCGUCAAAAAUUGGCACAAGGUCAGGAAACUGUAAUUUAUUACGGAAAUGAUCGUCCUCAAUAUCGCCCUCAACCAUUCGUUGCUCGUCGAAUCUUGGAUCGACCUUUGGAGGAUGCAAUUCCACGAAUUCGUGUUCCAAUCGCUGUUAAACGUCGUCCUCUUAUUCAAUUAACGACGACGACAACAACCGAAGCACCCGUUUAUCAAGAAGAAAUCCAAAACACGGAUUACGAAGCUGAAGAAGAAAUUACAACAACAACAACUACUACUGAAGCGCCUCAAGCUCCAAGACGUCAAUUGCAGUCUCGUGUGAAUUUCGAACAAACUCCCGUUCGACGUGUCUUGAAGAACCCCCAUACGCCAAUUAUUCCCGAUACGCCGCAAGUUCUCAGCAACAACCUCGAAAAUCGACGUCGUUACUUCGAUGACGAAGAAGAAGAUCAAGCACGUUCCGCCCAUUAUCAGUUCUCGUCGUCCGUGCAAGACACCAUCAACGACAACUCCAUGACACGUAGCGAGACACGUGAAGGCACCGCACUCACUGGCAUGUUUUCGUACAGCGACGGGUUCUUCCGACGCACCGUUCAUUAUCGUGCCGACGAAAACGGAUAUCGGGUCACCAAGGAAGAAAUUCAGCCAAUAAAUAAUGGCGAUGGACCGCAAUACAAUCCAGAAGGAAAAGCUGAUGUUACGUCUUCGUUAGCGGGAAGUUAUAGUAUCACAGCUGAUGAUAUUAGAAAGCCUUUGAGAGAGGAGAAACAGCGAAGACGCUUGUAAAUUUACAACCAACUUGUUUUUGUUUUGACUUGCCAGUUUGAAUAAUAAAUAUUUUUUCCCCGUUUUUAAUUGGAUAAUUUUUAACGUUCUGAAAGUUGUUUUGUGAGAA